Molecule: messenger RNA, 921 nt
Organism: Auanema sp. JU1783
Lineage: Eukaryota; Metazoa; Nematoda; Chromadorea; Rhabditida; Rhabditidae
Source: the annotation of a GenBank genome assembly
AUGUUGGUGAAAAGUCUUGUGGCCUUGGCAACUGAGAAGAUGUUAUUAAAAACAUCAGGGAAAACUUUCUUAAGAGGAAUUGAUUUUAUGUAUUCUGCCGGGUUAGCUCCUGAUCGCUUGUCUGUAAUGAUGACAGCGUCAGGAAAGUAUGUUCUGCAAUUUCAUUCAAAAUGUGAUAUCCGACCUUUCGCCGCUAAUUAUCCGUCAUUUACAAGAGUAUUACGUGGUAUUGUACAUGUGAAAGCAUGGAGGAUUAAGUCAAUUGAAUUUGUAAAUGUUGCCUUCGAUAUCAAAGAUGUUGAUAACUUGGAAAGGACGGUUGAGAAGUUGGAAGUUGAACUAGUUUUACUGAGGAACUGUUGCUAUCCAGGUGUUCGCAGAGGUGAUGAAGCCAUACGUUUCCUCAAUGCUUUAAAUAGAAAGAAGCAGGCCGUUGUAUGUGAAUAUGGUGAUAUUCGAUUGAAGCAUAUGAUAUCUCGUCAACCUCAUCAUAGACAAUCUUCCUACCUUACUAGUCAACAGGUGUUGAUACCGCCUAUGAUUUAUGAGUUAUAUCGGUUUUUACAAAACGAAAACGGUCGCGUGCGACGUAGGGAUGUACCAUAUGCCAUCAGAAGGCGGAGGAAUCAAAAUGUUCGCCGAGAAAACGAGCCCGCGAGAGCUGGCGUGUCGCCUGAACUCAUAGAUCUCUUCAAUAGAUUCUAUGAUAACCGCGCUCAAGUUCACUUACCCAAUGACGCUCGAGCUCACAUUCGGUUUCGACGUCAAGAACCCGGACCGGAUGGUGAAGGCGGUGACAUAGCGAUAGUUUUUGAGCCAUUAGAUGAAGAUGCACCUAAUGACAACAAUGAGGAGAGGGUUGACGCCAUCAACAGGGUAGAUGAAGCUGAAGCCCCGACCGACGAAGAAGCUGAAUGGUAG